Aspergillus calidoustus is the source of this 1833-nucleotide messenger RNA. NCBI's taxonomy places the organism in Eukaryota, Fungi, Ascomycota, Eurotiomycetes, Eurotiales, Aspergillaceae. The record is from the annotation of a GenBank genome assembly.
AUGGGAAACACUUCAAAGCGCCCGAAUUUCCUCUUCAUCCUCGCUGAUGAUCUGGGCUUCUCGGAUAUAGGCUGCUAUGGCUCCGAAAUCCAGACUCCGAACAUCGACCAUCUGGCCAGCGAGGGCGUCCGCAUGCUCAACCACCAUGCCGCCGCAGCAUGUUCACCGACUCGAGCCAUGCUGCUGAGCGGAACAGAUGCCCAUCUCGGAGGACUGGGUGUUCUAAUUGAAUUCAAACAGCACGCGCAAGGAGCAGCGCGGUAUUCCGGGAAAGCAGGAUACGAAGGAUAUCUGAACAGAGACGUCGCAACGCUUCCUGAAAUCUUGGAAGACAAUGGGUACUUUACAGUCAUGUCAGGAAAGUGGCAUCUCGGGCUGCGCUCAUCGCAGGGACCCUGGGAACGGGGCUUCCAAAAGGCGUUCGCGAUGCUUCCUGGCUGCUCCAAUCACUAUGGGUGGGAGCCGGUUCAAGAGAGAUUUCCGAUCGGCGGCCGGCCUAUCCAUGCGGAUAGAGACGGAAAGGUUGAUAUAACGCCUAAUAAGAACGAAGACCCCGAGGGUUUCUACUCGACCGACUACUACACCGACCGCCUCAUCAAGUUCUUCGAAGAGCGCACUGAGGAUGAGAAAGCGAAACCGUUCUUUUCGUUCCUGCCAUACACGGCGCCGCAUUGGCCGCUGCAGUGCUCUCGAGCACAGCGUGACAAAUACAAAGGAGUCUAUGACGACGGUCCAUAUGCUCUGCGGGAACGCCGUCUGAAGCAACUCGUCGAGCUGGGCAUCAUUGACGAAUCUGUCGUUCCUCACAAUGUGGAAACAGCAAGGGUCGGUGCUGAAGAGUGGGACAGCUUGACCGCAGAGGAGAAACGCCUGUCAAGCAGGGCGAUGGAAACCUAUGCAGGAAUGGUGGACACAAUCGAUGUCAACGUCGGCAAGGUGAUCGACUACUUGAAGAGGACUGGUGAAUACGACAACACGAUGAUUGUCUUUAUGAGCGACAAUGGAGCUGAGGGGGCAGCCCUGGAAGCUGUCCCUGUUCUGGGAGAAAACAUCAUGGGAGCCAUCAAGAAAUACUAUGACAACUCAUACGACAACAUUGGAGCCUACAAUUCUUACACUUGGCUCGGUCCAUUAUGGGCACAAGCAUCAACUGCCCCAUCCCGACUAUUCAAAUGCUAUCCCUCGCAGGGUGGCAUUCUCGUCCCCUGUGUAGUUAAGCCUCCAGCGAGCAGUCUCCCAUCCAUCACUGCAGGCUCAUUCAGCCGCUCAUUCACAACGGUCAUGGACUUUGUCCCCACAUUCCUCGACCUAGCCAAUGUGUCCCUGCAACCUGCCCGGGCAAAGGGUCAGCGCGCGAUGACCACCUUCCGGGGCCGAUCAGUCCACGCAGUCAAAGGCAAGUCUUGGGUCCCCUUCUUCGCACGCGGCGAAGCCGUAGAGAAAGACGAGUCGUGGGCCAUACAUGCAUCUUCAGAGCCAAUUGGGUGGGAGCUUUUCGCGCGCGGGGCGCUGCGUAAGGGCGACUGGAAGAUCGUACACUUUGCAAAGGCGCAGGGAGGCGCAGGUGAGGGUGAUGAAGGGUGGGAAUUGUUUAAUGUCGUGGAGGAUCCUGGCGAGACUAGAGAUCUAGCGAAGGAGAAGCCUGAGAAGUUGCAGGAGCUGUUGAGGCAUUGGGACGAGUAUGUAGUCGAGUGUGGGAUUGUAUGGGGCGAGGGGGCUAUUGCGCCGGGACACAGUGCUGAGGAGGCUCCGGAACUAUGGGAGGAUGAGAUGGGCCUGCAGAAGGCCUGGAUGGAGGCUAGAGGGGGUGAGCGGCCAUUGAGCUGUCAGUAG